This is a messenger RNA of Dendroctonus ponderosae (mountain pine beetle), 6071 nucleotides long. Its product is annotated as spatacsin. Gene Ontology annotation, biological process: synaptic vesicle transport; chemical synaptic transmission; axo-dendritic transport. Gene Ontology annotation, cellular component: axon; cytoplasm; synapse. The record is from RefSeq and is a predicted model, not a curated record. Lineage: Eukaryota; Metazoa; Arthropoda; Insecta; Coleoptera; Curculionidae.
ACGCAGAUGUUUUUUGUUUAUGUUUACGUUGAAAUUCCUGUUUCCUUUUUUUUGUUAUUGUUCGGAUUUUAUUGUUAAUUUGUUAAGUAUAAUUAUGAUUCGUAUGCCACAGCGAGAUACAAAGGCAAUCAAUUACUGAUAUGGAACCAAGGCAAUUUAAUAAGCUUUUGUGAUUCGAUCAGUUCGAAAUUUAUCAGACCCACAUUAAUAUCGUACAGCUAGUCGGGUUGAGUGUCAUGCAAAUAAAAUGCAUAACAUUAAGUAUCAUAGAUAUAUUUCAAAGAGUUAUUGUAACCAAAGUGAUCUCACGAAAAGCCUAGAAAAGAGCUCCAGUGAAAAUGUUUCUAGCAAAGCUCCUCCAAGUGAUUCCAAAUCAGACACAUUGAAAAAGAGCCAGCAAAUUGUAAAACCACCUAUUCCUCAAAACAUUCCCAAAGAACGUGCCGGUCUUUGGAUAGCAUGGACAUAUAAAAAAGAUCGAGAAGUAGUGCGAGAAGCUGCCUCAAAAGGACAUGUAGAACUCGCUGUUCAAUUUAUACAUCUCCGGAGAAACCUUGACGAAGAUAUCGUCAAAAAUUUCAUCAACACUGAGGUUCUUAUAUGGGUGGAUGAACUACUAGAUAGAAAACUUAUAUCUCGAGUUACAAUUAUUUUAAAACACAUCGGUUUAGAUCCGUUUCGCGAACUGCAACGAAUGUUUUAUGAAACAACCGACUCAGAUAGGCGACAAUAUAUAGGAAAUCAUCUGAGCGACAAAAAUGAAUUGUCGAGCAAUUAUAAAAGGCUUUGGACAUUUCUGGAUGUUGUCCUGGAUAAUAAAGUAUUGAGUCAGCAAUAUAGUUUGUUAUAUGAUAGUAUUGAGGUGUUGGAUAAAGUAUCUCAAGACUGGAAGGAUCAAACUGCUGUUAGAUUGUUCAUGGCGACUCAAGAUGCUCGACUUAUCCCGCUUAUUAAGGCCGAUGUACUAUGGGAGUACCUACUGAAAACCAAGGAGCUCGACUAUUUAAUAGCAUGGAUUCAACUUGCUUACUCGUCACAUACCAAGAUCUCUAACAUUCCCGAACCCUUCUUAUUAGUAUUAAAAUCAUUUGAGAUUACCGACGAUAUGAUUGACUAUCUUUCGGACUUAAUUUCUCCAAGCAAUCGAUACGAAGAAAUAUUGAAUGAAUUGGUUUUAUUUGGGCGUUUUAUUGACUCGGAAAGGAUGGAGUUUCUCAAAGUUUUAUCGAGAGUUAAUUCUGCUGAUAGUCUUAUAAAUAUCUACCAAAUUUUAGAACAACCGUACUCCAAUUUAUCAUUAACUGAGUUCACGUUCAUGCUUAUUGAUCAUUGCUUAAAUAACGACCUAUUAGUUGUCUUGAAUGCUUGCGCUGCUAACCUUGAUUUAUCGUUUUCCGAUAGUUUGAGUACAUGCGCUCAUCUGGAUUUGAUUGUCAACUUUAUUGAGCUAAUUUCGAAUUUGGACGAGGAACAUUUGGGUAUCAACAUUUUUAAAGUAUCUAAAUAUCUGAGCAAAGACCUUAAUAAGUUCUUAUGUGAUAAUCCGAUGAUAGUGUUCGCUUUAUUAUUAUUUUUUUCUGAUGGCACAACUUUCAUAAAUUCGAUGCAGGAGAAAUCUUUAGUUUUUCAUAAUAUUCAACUUUACGAUUGUUUGUCGAAUGCUAUGGGACAAUUCCGAAUGCUCUCUGACUUAUAUGUUCGCCACAGAGGAGUUAAAUGCAAUCUCACUUAUAUGGACUUGCUAGAGAAGAAAUUGGGUAUUGAAGUUAAGAAAGUGUUUGCGUUUUACUUUGAUCACAGUCCGUUGCCAACUUUCAGUUCAUCCGCGCCUAGGCCAGGCUCUGUUUAUUCCAAAAAAGUCACGUGUAGCUUUUAUUUGAAGCAUUGUCGUCCUAGCAUUGCAAGCCAGCUGUUUAAUCAGCAAUUUGGUCAUGACGAUGAAGCGAAAGUAAUGACUCAACAGAAAGUCUAUAAAAUCGCUAUGAAAAAUUUUCAAAAUCUACCCUUGGUCACUAGUUGUAUUUGUUUCCUGGGAAUGAUUGGAGCCAGUUCCCAAUGUAUACGAGUCAGUAUUAAGGCAGCGAAUAUAUUAUUCGAAUCAGGCAUGGACCAAGAUAAUGUGAUCUCAUUAUUUAUAAGCGCGGAACAACACCGAAGUAAAAUUCUGAAACUUUUGGAAAAUAACCUGCUGAAAUCCGUAAAUUUCACCAACAUGAUGUCCUCAGGAGAAGAGUUUGUUAGAGCUGUUAAACAAUAUGAUGUAGUAGUGAAUUUUAGUGAUUUGUCUGACACACCUUUGCCGAAUGGUUUGCUGAAAAAUCUGGCACAACGCAACUUAUGGUUUCCAUUUCUACUGUUUGCCCAAUUAAAAAACUACCCUAUUGAUCAGAUCAAGGAACUUUGUUCCCAUUUUAAGAACCCGAACCUACUCGAGCACAUAGUCCACAGCGUUUUACAUGAUAUCCAAAUUGAUGAUUCCAACAUUUUGAUGAAAGACAGAGAUUCUCGAAAGUAUCCCUUAUCGAAAUUAGUGCCUAAGAGCAUGGACGAGGGAAGUGACUCGAAGUUGUUGUUAAGUGGAAGUAUGGAAGGCAACUCGAGCAGUAACUCAGAAUUUUUGGAAAUCGAUCCUUCGAACACGAAAGUUACUCUGCUUCAGAUCUUGAUCAGGUGUCAUAAUAGUGCUGAUCCACCCAGAGCACUUUUACAAGCAAGCCAACUUUAUCGAAAUCCGUUACUGGCCAUUUUUGCUUCUAGUUAUGAGCCGGAUUCUGUGAUAACCAAUUGGUUAACCUGGUUGGCUGUGUCUACUGAAUUGUACGAGGCUUUCUCAAAUUUCGACCUAAUGUCGUCUUCUAGUCACCAGGUUACUUCCCUGCUAAAUAGCUGUAUGACACACCAGUUUCCGAAAACAUUGCUGCAAAGUUGCAUUAUUUUUAUACCCGAAAAUCCGUUAACGUCGUUUUGCGAUUUUCUAAAUCGUCUAAUAUUUAGAGACUAUGAAAUUGAAUGUCUUGCGGCAAAACUGAGCAAAUUCAAUAAGUUGAAGACCAGUAGGCGUCCCAGUACACUAAGCCAAACCGAUUAUGAAUUGACUUACAUGAGAAACAAAGUAUGGCUGGAAGAAACAGCGCUUCAGCUCUUAUGUUCUGCACUCGUUUACAACACAAAUUCGCUGUUUGAUCGGCUGCAGUUCGUGGAAGCGCUAUGUCUAGUGAACAUGGACACAUACUUUACUUGCCCAAUACCGAAUUUCAAGAGUUUGGCAGUGAUUUUGAAAAUCAUGUUUGAUACGGGUGUGCAUUUGGAUCUGAUUGGUUUUUUAAACGUAAACCAAGAAGAUGAUGCUGUGAAGAAUUGCAUCAAUGAGCUGAUCGAGUUAAAUUUAUAUAGUGAUGCAGUAACAAUUGCAAUAUGCUCCAAUAUCAAUACUGAUAGAAUCUUACUAAGUAAAUGGGAGAAAAGGCUUGAAUGCUCAACCGACUUUGAGGGUGAUUUAUUGGAAUGCGACAAAGAUUUUCAAGCUCACAACGUGUCCCCACAACAAGUGGUCGCCUUUUUGAUAGAGAGAAACAGCGCAAAUGAAUUUCAACAAUAUUGCUUACUGAAACUAAGUCACAAAUGGGCGGUAACCCACGAGUUGCCUAACAAAUAUGAAUUAGAGCAGAAAAAAAUAUCCUCCUACACCAAACUGGACACACCGAUCAGUAUUGACGAAUUAAAUGACGGAAGUGUACGCAAGGACUUCACAACAUAUAGCGAUAUGCUAGAUUUACUAGACAAAAUCAAGCCGCUCGACAUUGUGGUCACUCCUGAGCAAAUGAGAAUUCUUGAUGCUAUUUUCAUUCAGGCACUAGGCCAAAGAGAUUUUUGGUUGGCGUUAAAGUUGGAGAAAAUGUUCGGCUGCAAGAACAGUGACAUGGAGAUUCUGAAACUCUGUCAUGAACUAGCUGAAGGAAUGUUAAUGCCUUAUCAGCUUAACGAGGACCAACAGCAUAUUAUUGCCCGAGUUAAGGAAAUACAGCGUAUAAGGAGGAGGAGGAGUGCCUAUAUAAGCAACAGCUUUUCUGCAGAUGUAAAUUAUCUGGAACUAAUCGAAGAAGAAGAGAAUAAACAAGAAGAGCCUAUUCUAGCUACCCAAGGCCUAAUUCACUGUCUCAUCGAGAAACUACAUCAUGGAUCAGAAUUGGCUUAUUAUAUUUUUAUGAAGUAUAGAAUCAGUUACAAUAUUGAAUUGCCAUAUAAUGUCGUCGUUUCCAAUGUCGAUCCUAUGGUAAUGUUAAAAAUGGCAUUACAGGACGGUUCUUUUAACACCAUAGAAGUCGUUCAUGACUGUUUUGAGGUAUUUAAUUGGUCAAAAGAACAGAUGACAGACUUGAUAUGCGAUAGGUUUGUGGCGGCUGCUACCAAAUAUUCCCAAUCCAAAAUAGAAGUUUUUACAAUGUGGGGAAUUAACGUUGUUGAUCAAUUUCACUUAAUUUUGAACCUAAUUCGAGACGAGUGCUCUACUUUGGGAAACAAGUUUUACAACCACGCCACUGAACUUCAUAAAAAACAGAUGUUUGCCGAUGUAAAUUUCAAGAUAAGUGAAAUGGCACUAGUAGUUGAAUUGCUGAUUGCUGCACAUAGUUGUUUUACCGUGGAUUGUAACAUGGAAGGGAUUUCGAGUAUUUUAAAAAAAUGCCGAAAUGUAAUCGAUAAUUUAUUGCAAGUUAGAAGCUGGAAACUUAUUGUGCGACUACUGACAGGUGUAGGAAGAUAUACGGAACUUAAGUAUGUGUUCUAUGAACUGAAACGGAAUGAUCAGUUCGAGUUUUUGCUUAGUAAAGGUUCUAAACGGGAUGAAAGACUCAAAUUAGCAUGUAUCGAAUACCUGAAGAAAACUUGCCUACAGGAUAUGGAAUUGUACAAAUUGGUUGCAAUACAUUUCAACCUAUACUCGGAUGUAGCAGCUCUUUGGGAAAGAGAAGCUCAGGGACAUAUCAAAAAUUUGUUGCUUGUGUCGGAAAUAAUGAACGAUAAUCCGAAUGCGGCUGAUCCGAUGGAAUUCAUUUAUUUGAUCAAAGCGCCUGACACAGAUUUCCUCUUGAACAAGGCAAUGAAUAAAUACAUUCAAGCUGCUGAGUUUCAUGUUCAAGGCGAAAAACUAUCCAGCGCAAUGAAUGCCGCUCGUCAAGCUGAGCUGAUAGCUCUACAAAAAUCUCUUUUCAACUCCGUUCAAGAUAAUGAGGAAGUUCCUGCCAUAUUGAAUUUAACCACCAAGAAAAUUACUAAAUUGAUGUGCACAAGACUCAGUUUUCAUCAAUCCAAUAUACUUGCCCAAGCAUACAAUGUAUUUCCUGUAUGGCAGCGAAUCCUAUACGAACAAGUUAUAAAAAAUGAUAACAUAACAUAUUUUAACGAGUUUGCGGAAACGAUAGGUGUUACUGAUGAACUACUACAGGAUAUCGUCAGAAAAUGCCAACUAUUACAAGCACUGAAUGCCUCUCAGUUGAAGAACAUUAAAUAUAUGAUUGAACAAGUUGAGUCGUUACAUCUAAAGUAUCUUCUGGCAAGUGAAUUCGGUUUCAGCAACUUGGUUCAUGAUGUGAUUAAUAGUGACGAAAUCUAUUACUUGAAAGACACGGUAUAUAAAAGCGGGUACAAAGGUCAAAAUGCAUCCAAAUAUUCGUAAUCAGCGGGUCAAUUAUUGUAGAAAUGUCUGCUGCAAUCCAUUUGAAAACAGCACUGAUUUUAUUUACAUUUUAUUAGGACUAGUAAAACACUAUAUGUUUGAAAUUUUGUCGAUAUGAGAUUUAAGUGUAUCGCUUAUUUAAGUUCAAAUGCGUACAUUUUAUGAUUUUACGAAUAUGGUUAAUUGAUAUACACGUUGGUAUGGUGCUGUUCCAGAAAUUAACUAUAUCUCUUAAAGUUGUAGAACUCCGAGAGUUUUAGAUGCCAAAUGUUCCCAAUUGCUUUAAAGUAGCAAGCAGUUGAUAUUUUGUGUUAUUCGAAUUCAAGUUUUUAUGGUUUUUUCGUAUGUAUUUGCAACUGCUAAAUGUUUGUGUUUUAGUCUUUCAAUGCAUAAAAUU